Molecule: messenger RNA, 831 nt
Organism: Xylona heveae TC161
Lineage: Eukaryota; Fungi; Ascomycota; Xylonomycetes; Xylonales; Xylonaceae
Product: short-chain dehydrogenase
Exons: 5
Coding region: 1-831 (276 amino acids)
Cellular component (GO): intracellular anatomical structure
Molecular function (GO): oxidoreductase activity, acting on NAD(P)H, oxygen as acceptor
Source: RefSeq, a predicted model, not a curated record
AUGUCCAUGUCUGUUGAAGAUUGUACACAGGCCCGUGAGGGGUUCCCACGUCCUUACCCCAACACCCCUUCUAAUGUCCUGGAACAACUCCGUUUGACUGGGAAAGUGGUUGUUGUCAACGGCGCUGCCGAUGGCAUUGGUCUGGCUGUGGCGGAGGCCAUGGCUGAAGCCAAUGCAAACGUUGCCCUGUGGUACAAUUCGAACGAAGCUGCAGUUGAAAGGUCCCAAGCUUUAGCAAAAAUUCAUAACGUGAAGACGGCGGCCUACAAGGUUGAGGUUUCGGAUCACAAUCAGGUGUAUGAAGCUAUUGCAACGGUUGUCCGAGAUUUUGGAAAGAUCGAUGUUUUCAUUGCCAACGCGGGAAUGGCAAUUUCAAAGCCCAUCUUGGAGCAGACUGUUGACGAAUACCGAAAACAGAUGUCUGUAAAUGUUGACGGUGUUCUCUUUUGCGCCAAGUACGCUGGAGAAGUGUUCAAACGGCAAGGCUUUGGCAAUCUUAUCAUCACUUCGAGUAUGAGUGGCCACACUGUGAAUGUCCCUGUCGACCAGCCGGUGUACAACGCAAGCAAAGCAUUUGUCACCCAUUUUGGAAAGUCACUAGCACGUGAGUGGCGGGAAUUUGCUCGAGUAAACAUUGUCUCACCCGGCUUCUUCGAUACCAAAAUGGGUGCUAGCCCACUGGCCAUGCACGAGGCAUAUCGUAUGUCGUCGCUGGGUAGGCAAGGUCAUGUAAAGGAGAUCAAGGGCUUGUACCUUUAUCUGGCCAGUGAUGCCUCUAGCUAUAUGACGGGGACUGAUGUGCUUAUCGACGGUGGCUAUGUUCUGCCGUGA